AGCGUUUGCUACUUUUACUUUUAAAUCUAAACUAUUACAUUUAUACAUCAUGGCCCGUCAAUUCUUUGUAGGAGGAAACUUCAAGAUGAACGGUACUAAAGAGUCCGUCACCAAAAUCGUCGAAAGCUUGAACGCUGCUGAUUUACCUGCUAAUGUCCUGGUGGUUAUUGCUCCCCCAGCCCCAUACAUUUCUUUGGCAGUUGAAAAGAACACCCAGAAAACCGUCGAAAUUUCCGCUCAAAACGUCUACACCAAGGCUUCUGGUGCCUACACGGGUGAGAUUUCCGCCAACCAGGUGUUGGACCUCGGUGCUACUUGGACUUUAACUGGACACUCUGAAAGAAGAACCUUAAUCAAGGAAAGUGACGAGUUCAUUGCUGAAAAGACCAAGUUCGCCUUGGAACAAGGCUUGUCUGUUAUUUUGUGUAUCGGAGAAACCUUGGAAGAAAGAAAGGCCGAUGUCACUUUACAGAUUUGUGCCAGACAAUUGGAUGCUGUUUCCAAGAUUGUGUCUGACUGGUCCAAGAUUGUUGUUGCUUACGAACCAGUUUGGGCCAUCGGAACCGGUUUGGCUGCCACUCCAGAGGAUGCGCAAGAAACCCACAAGGGAAUCAGAGAACAUUUGGCUAAGACCAUCGGUGCUGAACAGGCCGAAAAGGUUCAAAUCUUGUACGGUGGUUCUGUCAACGGAAAGAAUGCAGUGGAAUUCAAGGACAAGGUUGAUGUUGAUGGGUUCUUGGUCGGAGGCGCCUCUUUGAAGCCAGAAUUCGUUGAUAUCAUCAAGUCUAGAUUGUAGGUCCUUGACAGUUUUAUAGGAGAAUAUAACUUCGAGU
Molecule: messenger RNA, 833 nt
Organism: Yamadazyma tenuis ATCC 10573
Lineage: Eukaryota; Fungi; Ascomycota; Pichiomycetes; Serinales; Debaryomycetaceae
Gene: TPI1
Product: triose-phosphate isomerase
Biological process (GO): glycerol catabolic process; glycolytic process; gluconeogenesis
Cellular component (GO): cytosol
Molecular function (GO): triose-phosphate isomerase activity
Source: RefSeq, a predicted model, not a curated record